ACUUGGUUUUUAUAUGUUAGUGGGGACCUAAACCUGAAUACAUGGGGUCUCGUGUCACUGUGGGGACCAAAUUUGGGGUCCUCACAGGCACAAAAGCUUAUAAAUUGUACAGAACGAUAAUUUUUGGACAAACCUGAAAAUGUAAAAUGUUUUCUACAAUCUUUUGGUUUAGGGUUCUGGUUACGGGAUAAAAUAUACAGUUUGUACAGUAUACAACUCAUUAUGUCCAAUGGACUGACCCCACAUGCGUGUUUGUAUGUGUGUGUGUGUGUGUGUGUGUGUGAGUGAGAGAUCAUUUGAGGAACUCUGCAGGGUGCACACGGCUAAAGGAUGUUGUUUAUCAGCACUAUAUGUGUCUUCUUGGUUCAGGAGGUGGAGACUUUGGAGAUCUUUGUGGAGGAUGGAGGGUUCUGGUUGGCCCGGUGAACACCAAGUCUACGAGGUGACGGUGGUCCAGAACACCACGGCCCCUCACAACCACCCGUUCGCGGACGUGGCCCUCCUGCAGACCUUCAAACCGCUCAUCAUACCCUGCUACGUUCUCGUGGUGCUGGUGGGCGUCUUCGGCAACUACCUUCUGAUCUACGUCAUCUGCCGCACGAGAAAGAUGCACAACGUCACCAACUUCUUCAUCGGCAACCUGGCCUUCUCGGACAUGCUGAUGUGCGUGACCUGCGUUCCCUUCACGCUGGCCUACGCUUUCAGCUCCCACGGCUGGACCUUCGGACGCUUCAUGUGCUACCUGGUGUUCCUGAUCCAGCCGGUCACCGUUUAUGUGUCCGUGUUCACUCUUACGGCCAUUGCGGUCGACAGGUACUACGCCACCGUGCACCCUUUGAAGAAGCGCACCUCCAUGGCGGCCUGUGGGUAUUUGCUAUCUGGGAUCUGGGUGCUGUCAUGCGUGUUAGUAGUGCCCGCCGUGGCCCACACGUAUCACGUGGAGUUCAAAGAGGAAGGUCUAACCAUCUGCGAGGAGUUUUGGUUAGGCCAGGAGACCCAGCGACUGAUCUACGCCUACAGCACGCUGCUCCUCACCUACAUCCUUCCUCUAUCCGCCGUCUGCGUGUCCUACCUGUGCAUCUCCGUCAAACUACGCAACUGCGUCGCCCCCGGGCACCGGACGCAAGACCAGGCCGAAGCCCAGCGUGCCCGCAAACGCAAGAUCUUUAGGUUGGUGGCUCUGGUGGUGGCCGCGUUUGGAGUCUGCUGGCUGCCUAUCCACGUCUUCAACGUGCUGCGUGACAUCGACAUCCUUCUCAUUAACAAGCGUCACUUCCUGUUGAUCCAGCUGUUGUGUCACCUGUGCGCGAUGAGCUCAUCCUGCUGCAAUCCCUUUCUGUACGCUUGGCUGCAUGACCGUUUUCGCUCAGAGCUGCGUAAGAUGUUCACGUGUCACCGUCGCAUCGGCAUUCCAACCAACCAAUGUGCCACAGCCAGCGUGGUUCUAUGACCUUCACGUUAGUCCUGGGAUUUACUGCAGAAACGUUGUGGAAAAAAGGAAGUGCAAUUUAAUUCAUUUGGAAGGGAUAGUUCACCCCUAAAAGGAAAAUUCUGUCAUCAUUUACAUUUAUGCAUUUGACACACGCUUUUAUCCAAAGCGACUUACAUUGCAUUACCCUAUACAUUUAUACUUAGGAAAGAGCAAUCCCCUGGGAUCGAACCCUCAACCUUGCUCUUACCACUGAGGUACAGGAGAGCUGUAGCUCAGUGGUACUCACCAUCACGUCAUUUCUCAAAAUAUCUCUUGUUUUUUUAAUGAAGCAAGAGUAACAUACAUGUUUGAACAACGUGAAGGUGAAUAAAUGGUCCAUUAUAUGUAAAUAAUGUUGAGGUUAUCACUCCUGUUCAUCUCAUUGGCUGAAAUCUUCUCACAAAGGUUUACUAUACCCAGCUACUUUUGACUGGCAGCUUUUUAUUUUUGUUCAUCCCCUUGGACUAAAGGGAGUACACAGAGACGGCAAAGAACUGUGGGUAAAGGUAAAAAUAUUAUUGAGCAAGUAAAAAGGGUCAAUUUAGAUUUUACGGGGUGUGUUUAAAUGGUGACACCUUCUAUCAAUUGCUUUUUAAUUUCCAUAUUUAUUUGACCGCACUACAAUUAUUUGAUGCAUAAAAAUAAACAUGUGUUCUAAACCAACAUGUAUGUGCAAUAAAGAUAGAGUUUAAGCAAAAUAUUUCAAAUAUUAAACAUUC
Molecule: messenger RNA, 2190 nt
Organism: Triplophysa dalaica
Lineage: Eukaryota; Metazoa; Chordata; Actinopteri; Cypriniformes; Nemacheilidae
Gene: prlhr2b
Product: prolactin releasing hormone receptor 2b
Exons: 3
Coding region: 245-1450 (401 amino acids)
Biological process (GO): G protein-coupled receptor signaling pathway
Cellular component (GO): neuron projection; plasma membrane
Molecular function (GO): neuropeptide binding; neuropeptide Y receptor activity
Source: RefSeq, a predicted model, not a curated record